Molecule: messenger RNA, 541 nt
Organism: Trichomycterus rosablanca
Lineage: Eukaryota; Metazoa; Chordata; Actinopteri; Siluriformes; Trichomycteridae
Gene: rps27.1
Product: ribosomal protein S27, isoform 1
Exons: 4
Coding region: 97-351 (84 amino acids)
Biological process (GO): translation; ribosomal small subunit assembly
Cellular component (GO): cytosolic small ribosomal subunit; ribosome
Molecular function (GO): structural constituent of ribosome; RNA binding
Source: RefSeq, a predicted model, not a curated record
ACUACGUACUUCCGGAAUAUUCACGUGCUCAGUUGCUAUUAUCCCGCUCCUUCCGCUGUGUACUUCCUUUUCGGCAGCGGCUAAAUCUUCGCCAACAUGCCACUCGCAAAAGAUUUGCUGCACCCCACCCCUGAGGAGGAGAGGAGGAGGCACAAGAAGAAGCGUCUCGUACAGAGCCCUAAUUCCUACUUCAUGGAUGUUAAGUGUCCAGGAUGCUACAAGAUCACUACGGUCUUCAGCCAUGCGCAGACAGUAGUACUGUGUGUUGGUUGCUCCACUGUGCUGUGUCAACCCACUGGAGGCAAAGCUCGCCUCACAGAAGGUUGUUCCUUCAGGAGGAAGCAGCAUUAAGUUCUACGCUAGGUGUUCCAGUGUGUGGGAAGGGAGAGGAGGGGCUGGACUGGCCCAGACCUCACUGCUUUGAUCUUGGAUCAUUCCACAUAAGAGAACAGAACCAAACCCUUUCAUCCAUCGUUUGGUAACUAGCAAGAACGGCUCUCCAACCCAGUCUCUCUCUUUAAAUAAAAAUGUUUUGGCUAAA